UUCGCCUUGGAAGCUCAACGAACAUUCAGAGCUUCAAAGAACAAGCGGAGAUGACAAGGUUUUUUUUAGGUAAGUAAGCAAAAAACGAUAUAGCAUGUCGGAGGGUUAAAGCAGACCGGCAUUUCAAAUUAGAAAAAAAGUAAAAAAAAAGCCUUUCACGUUAACUCACGUCUCGUCACCUUUUUUAAUGCUAAUUUCCAGCUCAUUGGGCGGCUUUAAGCUCUGGUGGGCAAUUUCUUCACAUAUUAUGGGAAAAGCAUGGGGAAAUGAGGGGAUCCUAGUAAAAAAAGCUGCAGAAGCUGGAGUUGAAAAUUCACCAGGUUGCAUUCAUGUAUAUUUGCUUCUCUCUGCAUCUAGCUUGUUUCAUUUUGUUUCUUUUCUUUUCAAUUUCCUCUUUCAUUCUUUGAAUUGAAUGGCAUCAACACCCGUUGGCUAUUGGGGUCCUGUAACGAGUUCAGUGGACUGGUGUGAAGAGAAUUACACUCACAGUUACUAUGUGGCGGAAUGGUGGAAUUCGAUUUCGAGUGUGGCCAUGAUUGCACAAGGCCUUUUAGGAAUGUAUCUGCAUCAGAAUACCCUUGGCAACAAAAUCACGUUUUCGUACUUUCUAACGGUGAUUGUUGGGAUCGGCAGCACCAUGUUCCAUGCAACGCUUUUACAUGAAUAUCAAAUGUGGGAUGAGCUCCCGAUGGUUUGGAAUGCUUGUUAUCUGUUGUGGGUUCUCUUGGAUGAUCGCGGUUUGGCCAAGCGCUGGGUGACUGUCGCCAUAGCGGUGUACUGCGCGGUGUUUAGCUACCUUUGUCAUGUAGCACAAGGCAGUGUACAGUUUUACACCUUCCAAGCCAGCUUUGGAUUGAUGAUGUGGGCGUGCUUCUACCUUGUUUGGAAGAUGUACAAUAGAACCACUGAUGAAAGUGUCCGAGGACUGUACCAGCAUGGUGCCUUCCUUCUAAUAGCGGCCAUCUCCGUUUGGCUAUUCGACAGCAACUUUUGUUUCGUGUUUAAGCAUAUUCCCAACCCGCAGCUCCACGCCUUCUGGCAUGUCCUGGUAAACCCUUUUUUUUUUAGAGGUUUUGCCCCAGCCUAAGCUAAUACCCAUGUUUUGCAGAUGAGCACGAGUUUACACUAUUUCUACGUAGCGUGCGGUUACAGUAGUAAUCUUGCAGUUGGAGCUAAGCGCAUACAAUAC
This is a messenger RNA of Umbelopsis ramanniana AG, 1189 nucleotides long. RefSeq lists its product as uncharacterized. The record is from RefSeq and is a predicted model, not a curated record. The coding region runs from base 413 to 1087 and encodes 224 amino acids. NCBI's taxonomy places the organism in Eukaryota, Fungi, Mucoromycota, Umbelopsidomycetes, Umbelopsidales, Umbelopsidaceae. Gene Ontology annotation, cellular component: endoplasmic reticulum membrane. Gene Ontology annotation, biological process: ceramide catabolic process; ceramide biosynthetic process. The transcript has 6 exons.